GAAAAACGAAUCACAAAUCUAAAAAACAAUGGAAUCUGAACUUCAUGUUGUUUUGAGCACAUGGUAGCUCUCACUGAGACUGGUCAAUUAUUUACAAAACAUUCGAUAUUGUGAUGCAAUUGCUAUGAGAAACAGGUUUUCACCUCUACUUUUAUAACUAACACAAUCAAACUCGUCUUUCAUAUCGCUGUGAUGUACCAGUAGCUCUAGAAACUGUUUUUUGGGUUGGACACAAUGCAAUUGAUCAAUCUAUUUAUAGAGAAGGUGCAUAGUUUCUAACUUGUUAAGUAUCUCUAAUAGAAGUGAAUAUACAGAUCGAAAAAAUAAUUCCAUUGAAACAUAUUUCGAAAUUAAAGCCACUGAUAUAAAAAUGUAUAAAAUGAACUACCCACUUGGGCAUUGAACGGUAAGGUUUCGCUACGAACUUAUGUAAACCUCUUCCUAAACGAUUCAUUUUAGAAUGUCAACGGAUUAACCUGACUGAGCCGUCAUUUACGUUUUGUGCAACUUGUUUGUGCGCGCACCUUGAAUGAAAUAGUCUUAGCAGGUUCGAGUUACAGGACGAUACCCGAUCCCACGAAUGGCUGGACUGAUUUUGCAACGAAUGCAGAAACAUUUAAUCGGUUUGUAACACCGACGUUCGAGGUACGAGCAAAAGGAUUAUUGAAAGAAAGCGGAUCAUAUGAAGAAACGUACUUUUACCCAGAGCUCGGCAUUCUUGAGGAUUCAUAUUUCCAUGCACCUGAAAAUAGUCGAAGUAUUGUCAAGUGUCAAUAAGAUGCCUCUCCACCUGCCCCAUAGAGGAGGGGUCUGUGUGUCCUGUCUUGAUUACACCACAAACUAAACUGGAAAUAUUGCUGGCACUGGGAAGGCUGCAAUUCAAGCAUGUGUGCUUUCCAUCGCCCUUGCAAGACCUGUUCUGUUAGGUUCGAACCCGCGUGUGACGUCGGUCGGUUGAAAGUGCGAAAUGUGCCAAAAGUGACCGUCUGAAGAAAGAGGGACCCAUAAAGUUGACUGGUUGACCGCAGCAGGUUUGGCAUCGGUCUUUCCCGACUAUUUCCGGAUGUACGAUGUUCACGCUAUCGAGGCUGCCCGAUGAGGAUAACCCAUCGCCCAAUGUUGGCAACGGUAGCAAUAGCAGUAGCAACAGCAGCAACAGUAACGCUAGCACUGGUAGCAGUGUUCCCGGCAGUGGCGUCACUCUCGACGCAGCAGACGCCUCGAGCGCAGGAGUCGCCACAAGUCCAACUGCCUGGAAUCUUGAGCUCGACAUGCCGAUGAUCGAAGAAGACAUGCAAGUGAUCGACACGAUCGAUCAGAGCUACUGGAAUGGCAAGUUUGUUCCACCACCUCCAAGACCACCGUUUCUGGAAGAGUCCAUCGCUCCUGAUGGCCUCACGACAUGUGACUUAUGCAGCUGGGCCUGGCAGGAUAAGGGGACUUUAUCACUAGACGGAGCAAUCAAAGAAAUUUUCUCCCCACCCGCAGAUACCAAGGAGUUCAGCUGGACUUUCACGCUGGUCGUAGUUUCGCUCACAUCAGCUGUACUUGGUGCCAUAAUUAUGAUAAUAUUUCUUAGGUGUAAGAGAAUACGGUCUAAUCAGAAUGGAAUAAGAACGCUAUGCUUUGAUUCGAGUAGUACAAAGGAUACAACGGGACUAAAUUUCGACAAUCAAACAUCAAAAAAUUCUACCAACGGUUCAUGUAGCCCUCGGAGUACCAAUUCGGGGCUUUGGACUUGGUUUAGCAGCCGAAAGAAUCUAUCGACACCGGAGCAACUGGUUAAUUCGCACACGCUUCCGGUGGAAAAUCAUUACACUCACAUGGAUGACAACAACUAUAAUCCAGUUCAGAUUGAUGAGGCUUCAUAUGCUGAGGUGGGCAAUGAAAUGGGUCCCUCUGAAACUAACUCAUACAAAUCGAGCUCCGUGCAUCAUGGAGGCGAUAACGACGUGUUAAUUAUGAACUGUCCUUUACCGGCAAUUCCCACCGGAUCGCAUAGUGGGGGUGCCAGCGGUUCCGGAAGUGCAUAUUAUUCCGGCCUGCUUAAUAGCGCGGAUAUGCCUGGUGAUGACGACGAGGACGAGCGGCCGUACGAAAUUGUCGAUCUAAAGGAGAUGUCCUCGCCACAUAAGAGUCACAAUGUACAAAGUCAUUUGCUGAAUGAGACCAACAAUUUGCUGACCAUCGAAAAGCACUCCGAAGGCUUACCUGAAGGAACAAUUUCGGCAUCUGAUUAUGUUUAGUUAUUUUUAAGAUACAGUUUUAGUUUGACAUUGUUUUGUUCAACAAAUGUACAUGGCGAGACCUACUCAAGCUGCAGCAGAGAAAACUCUUUUUAAUGCCAAGCAAUUGUUCGCUAGAAUUUGCUUUAAUUCAUUUUAAAAUAAUAUGAGAUUGCAGUUCCAGAAUCAGUUUACUGAUGCAGCUAAUUUGUGGUUCUACGAACAUAUUUGAAAGAAAGCGAAGCAAAAAGAAAGCGACAAUAGGAUGCUUUAGAUAUAGGUUAUGUUUCUAUGACAGUGACUUUUAUGAAUCUCAACCAAUCAGUUACAUCAUUUAUACUUGUGAACGCAUGAUGAAAAAGAAAUUUUAAAUAUGUUAAAUUUUGGGUCCAAAAACUGGUGCAGUAAAAAAAUUCUGUUCUCGAAAUUCUAAUCCAAGUUUACUGACUAGCUUAGGUGUUUAUCUUUUGUUAAUAGUUUUCUUUAGCUAUGUGUAUUUAUUUUGUAAACUUUUCAUGUGCAAGUUGAUGCUAACUGCUAACUUAUUGUAGAAUGUUAUAAAUGCACAGCAGAUACAACGCAACCAAGUGUUACGUAUCUAGACAAAGUCUGAGCUAGAAAAGCAAAACAUUCCGUCGCAAAUUUUAAUCGACCCCUUCCUUAUUCCUUCUACCCUCACGUAGAAUUGUGUGAUCCUUUAGAAAGCCUUACAGUGAUCGACCUUUAGACUAGUAGAGAAAUUGUAUUUAAUUGUGAAACAUUUUGAUAUUAUAUAUCCAAUUAAGGGGAAACAACGAACGGCUUGCUUGAGGCCAUUGGACACUCAACCUGCGUGCCGAUAGAAUAACAAUCAGUAGAGUUUUUAGACCUUUUUACACCCUUCCAACGUAAUGAUAAAAACCUUGUACAACCUAGUCGUAAGUCGUAACGAACAUAUUUGUAUGCUAUUUACCCAUUCCAUUUGAUGGCCCGCAAUAGUUUUUUAAGAAAGAUUAUUCGUAUCGUCUUUUGCGUGAAAAACAAAUCACGACCCAGUUUCGAACUGAAUUUUGAAAUCCAGCCAAUUUAAGCACAGGUAGAAAAAAACAUAACAUUUCGAGGAAAUGAAAUCAUUAAACAGUGAACUUUUAUCAAAGCAAAUUCUACCCAAUUGAUUUU
Messenger RNA from Wyeomyia smithii (pitcher-plant mosquito), 3383 nucleotides. RefSeq lists its product as uncharacterized. The record is from RefSeq and is a predicted model, not a curated record. The coding region runs from base 1071 to 2246 and encodes 391 amino acids. The transcript is spliced from 5 exons. Lineage: Eukaryota; Metazoa; Arthropoda; Insecta; Diptera; Culicidae.